GCUGUUUCAUAAUAGUUGGUAGCGCAGCUUAGUUACGACCAGGGGAGAAACUACAAUGAGCGCAGAGACAAAUAAAGACACGUCGACCUUGACCUUCAACCCGACAAUGUACUUCAGCGACGCAGAACAAGACCGGGCCGCUCAAGAAUAUUUGAGUAACAUGAACCGCCUUCUCGAAACAAAAAAUCUGUCCAUUACAGAUGAGAAAAACAGAGUCAGCUUCUGCAUGGAUCACUUACGGGGUUGGGCGAAGGAGAAGGCCGACUUGGACGGGGAAAAAGGGCUACUCAACACAAUGGAAGAAUAUACGUUGUGGUGCAAGCACAAUUUCUUUAGUACGACAUGGGUACCCCAACGCUCUAUGUAUGACCGUCUUU
This is a messenger RNA of Metschnikowia bicuspidata var. bicuspidata NRRL YB-4993, 377 nucleotides long. RefSeq lists its product as uncharacterized. The transcript has a single exon. The annotation marks the transcript as partial. The record is from RefSeq and is a predicted model, not a curated record. NCBI's taxonomy places the organism in Eukaryota, Fungi, Ascomycota, Pichiomycetes, Serinales, Metschnikowiaceae.